AUGGCAGCAACAGCAAGUAUGAAGAGAAGGUUUAAGAUAGUUAUUGUGUGUAGUUACUGUGGCAAGAAUGGGGACACAAAAGACAAAUGCUUUCGAACAGGGAUGGGGGAGGCAAAAUUGAGUACGAAGUUCAAAACCCUACACAAGUUCAACAAGUCGAGGGAAAGACAGUAA
Dovyalis caffra is the source of this 174-nucleotide messenger RNA. The record is from the annotation of a GenBank genome assembly. NCBI's taxonomy places the organism in Eukaryota, Viridiplantae, Streptophyta, Magnoliopsida, Malpighiales, Salicaceae.